This is a messenger RNA of Tetranychus urticae (two-spotted spider mite), 1013 nucleotides long. Its product is annotated as short coiled-coil protein. The record is from RefSeq and is a predicted model, not a curated record. Gene Ontology annotation, cellular component: trans-Golgi network. Lineage: Eukaryota; Metazoa; Arthropoda; Arachnida; Trombidiformes; Tetranychidae.
AAGAAUAAAUCAAUUUCUAAAGCUAUCACUAAUAAUUCAUGAUGUAAAUGCCGCCAAAGAUACAAAAAUGGAUUGAUUCUUGGUUGCUGAUGGAAACGAAAGCCUUCCGGUUGUCAUAGUUUAUAAAAGUUCAACCAUUUGUUUACCACUCCCAGCAUUUCGUGAUUUUUCAACAAAACAAAAGGUUGACAUAAUUGCUUCCAGUUUUUAAUUUAUUGUGAUCAAUACACAACAAUGGAAACAUCAUUCAAAGGUUUGGCAGACGAUUUAAACAAUAUACCAUUAGCUGAUGAAGAUGCUCCAGAUGAAGAGGAAAGUGAUGAUGAAGGUACAUCUAGACUUGAUUUGAACCAUAGUUUCACCCAGGAUCCAAGUUUCGAUUCAUUAGGCUCUAAUGAUCAGCAAACUGAUAUUAACUCCUUUGAUCCAGAAAUGAAUAAGGAAGAGAUCGAGGAAAGAGAAAGAUUAAUUCAGCAAGUAUUGGAGCUACAAAACACUUUAGAUGAUCUAUCAUUGCGAGUUGAUAGUGUUAAAGAGGAAAAUCUUAAAUUAAAAUCUGAGAAUCAAGUUCUCAGUCAAUAUAUAGAAAAUUUAAUGUCUGCAUCGAGUGUUUUCCAAUCGACCUCACCAAAAGUUUCCAAGAAAAAAGGAAAAAGAUAAAUGGACAAGUUACCGCAAUCGCAAUGGGUAUAAGCGUCUUAUAUGUAAAUUAUUGUAUGCCGCAGCUAAUAUGCAAGAUUCAGAGAUAUGCCGUACAGCAAAUGCUGGCCAGUCAUUAAUUAUGUUCGUGUUUGUCCGAAAUUUUUAUUCAAAUGUGUAUCUUUUCUUUGAUUUAUUCACACUGGCAACUUUGUUUUUUCAAUUGUUGUACUUUAAAUUGUUUUGGAUUUCAUUUAACCUCCUCAACCAUGUCAUUUUGAAACCUAAAUGAUCUCAAUUAAACUUUAAUCUACUGUAUUACACAUUGAAUACGCAAACAGUUAGACUUUGAAGUAAAAAUCAUGCCAAACGAA